AUGGCUCAAUCGAACGUACCACUUCGUGUGAUUGUUCAACCAAAAGCAUUACAUCGUGAAAGAUAUUCCUGUGAAACAGAUCGAAGUCGUAAUCGAUCACAACGUUUUAUUCGUGCUGAAACUAAUGCAUUAAAAUGGGACUAUCCAACAAUCGAAAUACCACAACAAUGGGAUAGUCAACAGUUAUAUAUCCGUGUUACUUUAGUAAGUGUAUGCAGUGAACAAGUUCCUGUGAGAUAUAUACAUCCUUAUCCAAUCGAUACUGUAGAAUCUAAUGUUAUUAAAGACCCAAAAAGAAAUACACUUUAUUUUCCAAUAUCAGAACAAGAAUUACAUAAUGGUCGUAAGAGUUUUCGAAUUGCUCGUAAAAAACUAACCCAAUAUGAGUUAAGAAAUUAUGGACAAUUAUGUCUUUUGAAUACAGAUGAAAAAGAUAUUACACUUGUAAAUAAUCCACAUGAUGCUCGAAAAAUAGUUGAUACUUAUCAGUUAACAAAAUCACAAUUACUUUUUUCUGUAGCUGAACUAUCUAAUGAUGAUGUAUUUCCUGGUACAUACGAUGAAACAUCUGUAUAUUCUCAUAUCAUGACUGCCAUUAAAACAACACCCAUAAAAAAUGACGAAUCAAAUGUUAGAUGUGCACCGAAGAAAGGUUGUUGGGAAGGUGGUGAUGAUGUUUUGAUGGUUGUUCCAAAACUUGAUAAGAGAAAAGCAUGUCAGGUAUAUUUUGAAUAUUUGUCAUCGAAUACAAAAAGUCUCAUUCCUUUCGAAUUUGUGGAUAUGAAAACAAUUGCAUUCACAACUCCACCAUGUUGUUUACAAGCAACUGGAAAUGAAAGUAUAGAAAUUCCUCUAGUUGUGAGUCAAAAUAGUGAAGAAAUUGCACGUAUUAACUUUCUUUAUCAAUCAUGUAAAUGA
Rotaria sp. Silwood1 is the source of this 918-nucleotide messenger RNA. Lineage: Eukaryota; Metazoa; Rotifera; Eurotatoria; Philodinida; Philodinidae. The record is from the annotation of a GenBank genome assembly.